AUGCCCAGUGUCCAACAGUUUGCAGCACGUAUCCGACGAGAUGAUAUUGCCUCAUCGCACUCUGCCAUCCUCUCCCGCCCCGCCAUUAUAGGCAUCGCCCUCGGUGGGAGCUUUGUUCUCUUCCUAGCGCUAUCGCAUCUGUUUAUAGUGCUGGGCCGUCGUCGCGACCGCCAGAGACUUGCUUUGCUCCAGGCCCAUGCCCACGCCGUACAAUCGCCCGUGGCUCUGGGCCAGCUGAAUCAUGCCUCGUCGUCACCUUUUUUCGAUCCAUACGACUCGGACAUGCCGUUGGGAGGCAAGAAUCGGCUCCGGAAGAAGACGCUCCUGUUCAACGGAUACUCAACUGCCGGAUCCGAUGGAGAAAUGACGGAUCGCACCGCGGGGUGGGCAAGUCAUCAGAGUGUGACCCUUCCUGUGCUGCCGCCCAUAUUCUCGAGACAGCAGAGUUAUGACUUGAAUUCGUUUCUCAACAGCGGUCCGGGGACAUCCAAUGAUGGUUGCAGUUCGACGCGAGGGAGGGAUGACGAUUUUGAGAGAGAGGAGAACCAGCGCAUGGAGAAGCAGAGGGGACGCGACAUGUAUCAGAUGAGACGUAGGGGCUCGUGGAUCGACGAGGACGCGCUCCAUGGACCAAAGGUGAGCCCGCAGAAGAAGAAGAGGAAAAUAAAGGAGGAAACUGGAAACAGUGCGAGCAAAGGCGGGAAGAGGGGGAUAUCAUGGUUGCUGGCCGGUAGCCUAACGCGGAAACUGAGCUUGAAGAGACCGUUGAGCGAUUCGGUCAUCUUUGGUAGUCCAACACUGCCGCACAUGGAGCACUCGGCAGAAGGAGGGCUUGGAGCCGCUGCAGAGGACCGCGGGCGAUCGCAACAAAGGAGACCCAUGUCCCUGUCUCAUGAUGGUGGUGCUACGACACCCCCAGUAUUCAACUCUCAGGACAGCCCCUUGAAGCCUGGCCAACACAAUACGGUGCGCAUUGCUAUUCCAAGUGCCGUCUCUGCUCCCAUACUCCCCGUGCCCAGGCCUCCGUCCGCCAUGAUCAAUAACCCGAGACACCGCAACAGCAUCGGGCUGGAUGCGGCGCAGUUACUCGUGAGUAACGCCAGGACUUUGAAUACGCAGCAACGCCCAUCAGUACCAAAGCACAGCGCCACCGACAGCGAAUUGAGCGAAAUUCUCCGGAUGACCACGGAAAGAUUACAGGAUGGAAAGAGAAGCUCGCGGAGGCAGACAAUGCUGAUUCGGUCGCGGACCGGCGACUUGGACCCGUCUUGUUAUGAGCACUCCACCGUCAUGAACUUGGUAGUCGACAGCAGAGCAUCCAGUCCUACUAAAAGUCAGAAGAGCGCCCCAGCCGUCAUAAUGUGCGCAGAGCUGGAAGCAAAUGAAAUUUCGCCGACCAAGCCCCAGAACCCGCCGGAACUAGGAUCGUCAACGCCCAGCCGACAACCUCAUCACCACCAUCAGCACAGCCGUCAGGUCUCUCACAUGUCACUGGCCUCCGAGGCCGACAGCAUGGUCACCAUGCGGGCCACGUCACAACCCGAGCACACGACGGCGCUGUCGAGCCCGAGCCGCAACGUCAAGAUUGCUGAGCCCAUACCACGACGCGAGGAUACUCCACUACAUCAGCAGCCGACACGCCCUUACUCUGUUGCCAGCUCACACUCGUCGGCACUCUCUACACUGUACAGCGAGGAUGAGGGGGUGGCGGGCCAUCGGGAAACCGGUUUGGCCCCAGGUGUUUUUCCCCUUGAAGCUGGGGAGAGCCCCCGACUUGGACCGUAUAAUGCCAAGAGGGGCACUAUGGGCCAAAUGACCUUUUUACCCCCGAGGCCGCUACCCGAUCCAAAGGAUGCCCAAGGACAAAGCAGCGCGAGCGAUUGUCUAGUCAAGGCAUGGCUGCCGCGCGAGACGUCUCUUCAUUUCACCAUUUAUGCCAUGGACGAGGAACCCGACGACCCGUUCAUCACGGCCAAGACACCUCCUGGUCAGGACCCGGUGCGACUCUCCCAAGUCUUUACUCCGAUUCCUUCCUCUAGCUUUGAAGAGUUUGACAGUGGUGGCGACGAGGGCACCGACACUUCAUUCAAGGGAUGGUCGACCGUUCUUACACAUCCAAUGGUGCGGGUGACGCCCACACCGUCGCCCAAGGGCAACCGCAUACGGCCAGCCAUUGUUCUCCCACCACCACAGCAGGAGCUACGCCCCAUGACGAGCUCGCCCACGCUUGGCGCCCGGCCGCGUCGGCCGAGCCCGGUACUGUCCGAGGGGGGCCUCUCAUCUGUUUACGAGAGCUAUGCCUCUAGCGAGGGAGGCGUGACGUUGAAUUACAGCAGCACGGCGACGCUGACGACGGUGCCGACAAAUGAGAGCGCAAAUUCAAAGGGGGAAGCAAAAGACCCCCGCGAGUCUAUUCCGGGCCUGGUAGACAGAUGUACCGCUACCAGCACGACCAGGGCCAAGUCCCGGCCGCACGUCGAGCGCCUUGUCUCGGUGGACUCUGUAUACUCACAGGACCAAGAACAUGAAGGCAAGAGCCGACAACAGGGCCUAGGUCUGGGUCUGGGUCUAGGCCUGCUGGGCUUACCACAACAACAAGACGGAUCCCGAGACGACUACCACGACGAGGACGAUGUCGUGCCGCCACUAAUCACAGCCGCUCCCAAUCUAAACCCCCAGCGCACCUCGCACGUCCUGGCCCACACGGUCGCCGAGCUCCGACGCAUGAACAGCAGCGUGAGCGCCGCGAGCGGCGCCAGUAGCGUGGCCACCACCACCACGACGGCCGACGACGAAGGGGGUAGAUCCAGCCCGACGUUGCCAGCCAUGCGCGGUGGCGGCUUCAGCCCCGGCAAGAAAACUGGUGGCACGCGCAAUUACCUGGCCGUGGGAAGUCCGAGACGGGGAGCCCAGCAGCAGCAGCAGCGGCGGCCGACGAGCUUGGUUGGUGCUGUUUCUGCUGGGGAGGUUAUGGCGGUAGAGGCCCCACGGGGCUUGGGUCUGAUGCGGUCGGGUGCUCGGUCGCGGAGGGGGACCAUGCUGAGCGGUGGUAAUAUGGGUGACUUUGCCGGGGCGGCCGGCAGGUCGCUAGAGUCGAGACGGACGGGCAAUGUGCUUCGUGAGGUGAGCGGAGGGAAUCUCGGGAAACCCGAAGGUGCGAAAAUGGACCAGGAGAAACAGCUGGGACGGCUCCAGGUUGCGUUAGCAGAGGUUGCGGGAACGAGUUCCGAGAGCCUUGGUUUGUAUGAUGAGAAGGGAUUUUUAAAGAGCUCACCUAUGGGUAGAGGUUAG
Messenger RNA from Pestalotiopsis fici W106-1, 3291 nucleotides. RefSeq lists its product as uncharacterized. The transcript has a single exon. The record is from RefSeq and is a predicted model, not a curated record. NCBI's taxonomy places the organism in Eukaryota, Fungi, Ascomycota, Sordariomycetes, Amphisphaeriales, Sporocadaceae. Bases 1 to 3291 code for a protein of 1096 amino acids.